UCUCUCCCUGCGUCUCUCUUUCUCUGUGUGUGUCUCUCUCUCUGUCUCUCUCUCUCUCUCUCGCUCUCUCUUUCUCUGUGUGUGCAGCCCACUUGCUGUUGUGUGUGUGUGUGUGUGUGUGUGUGUGUGAGAGACAGAAAACAUGGCAUUGAAAUUCAGUGAUAGGUCAGGCAAACAGAUGCUGCGUGUCUGGAUAAGAGUGUGUGUGUGUGUGUGUGUGUGUGUGACUGUAAGAACACACACACACACUGCAGCUUCAGAAUAGAGGCUGAAUAAGGGAACACCCUGUUCAUUUCAGAAACUGUUUUGGUGUGAUUAAUUGGCUGGAGAUUGUUUAUAGCAGAGUGUGUCUUGUGGCUUCAGGGUGUAAACUGCUCUGUGUGUGUGUGUGUGUGUGUGUGUGUGUGUGUGUGUGUGUGUGUGUGAGAGAGAGAGAGAUGUCUGGGUGUAGCAGCAAGAGGAAAUAUAAGUAAAGAACCUCUGACAGUUUAUUUGAGCGGCAGCCUCAGCUAAUUGGUUUGAGAUUAUGCAACUGAACCGAGAACACACAUCUGUACACAUCUGCUGUGUUGAGACACUGCACUCCGAACACAAGCGGUUCUCCUCCUCAGCUGCUCCAGCGUGCUUCAUUACUUAACACUGAAUGUUGCCUGUUGGUUAUUUAUUAGUGUAUGCUGAUGAAUAUAUAUUUCAGCCUAUAAACACAGCUGUGUGUGUGUGUACGUGUGUGUGUGUGUGUGAACGUGUGUAUGUGUGUUUGUGUGUAUAUAUAUAUGUGUGUGUGUGUGUGUGUGUGUGUGUGUAUAUGUAUGUGUGUAUAUAUGUGUGUGUGUGUGUGUGUGUGUGUGUGUGUGUAUAUGUAUGUGUGUGCGUGUGUGUGUAUAUAUGUAUAUGUGUGCGUGUGUGUGUGUGUGUAUAUGUAUGUAUGUGCGUGUGUGUAUGUAUGUGCGUGUGUGUGUGUAUAUGUACGUGUGUGUGUGUGUGUGUGUGUGUAUGUAUGUGCGUGUGUGUGUGUAUAUGUACGUGUGUGUGUGUGUAUAUGUACGUGUGUGUGUGUGUGUGUGUGUGUGUUUGAUGGAUGGGCUGCACUCAGAUACAUGCAGGAUCUAUGUUGCCACAUUGGACUAUGCACAUUAGUGGGUGUGUCUUCUGAAGAAGGAACUGUACAGUCUCGGUCCCUCUGGGGUUUUAAAGCGAGAGGGAGAGAGAGAGAGAGGGAGAGAGAGAGAGAGAGAGCGUGAGAGAGAGAGGGAGGGAGGAAGGGAAUCAUGUAGCAGCUCUCCGGUGAAAACUGUGUGUUCUUUUUUGUUUGGACGUCUUCCUGUGCAGUGAGCAUCAGACAAAGUGUGUGUGAAUAAGGAGCAGAGCCUGACAACAACGCUACAUCAUGAAGUCUCAGCAGAAAUGCAUCGUGAUCUUUGCUCUCGUGUGCUGCUUCGCUGUCCUGGUGGCGCUGAUCUUUUCGGCCGUGGACGUGCUGGGAGAAGACGAAGACAUCUUUGACGACGAUAACUGCAGCGAUGUCUGCCAGGUCGUGCUUGUGGAAAACAUCCCAGAAGACAUCUCCAUUUCUCACGAGGGUACGAUGUCCCUGACCGCCGGACUCCACGGCCUUCUGGACCUGGCUCAGAAAUCGGUGGAGAUCGUGUCACCGUGGUGGGAUCUGAACUCCACAGAGCAGGACUCUCGGUUUCCCCAAGCCAAGCAGGGUCGACUGCUACUCCGCCGGAUGAUGGGUCUGAAAGCUCAGCGUGUUCAGCUGAAGGUGGCCAGCGGGAUGAUGGCGUCGUCUCCGGAGCUCGACCUGCUCUCUCAUUACGGUGCGGAAGUGCGUCAUCUGAACAUGUCGGCCCUCACCAAAGGCGAGCUCCAUUCCUCCUUCUGGGUGGUGGACAGGAAACAUCUGUACAUUGGGAGCGCUGCGAUGGACUGGAGGUCUUUUUCUACGCUGAAGGAGCUCGGCAUCAUCGUUUAUGAAUGCAGAUGUUUGGCGGUGGACCUGCACAGGAUCUUCAAUCUCUACUGGCAGCUGGAGUACAAGGAGUUCCUCCCGACGAUAUGGUCCAAGCGGCUGAGCGCCCUCUACAGCAAGGAGGAAGGUUUCUCUUUUCACCUCAACGGCUCCGAGGCCAAAGCCUACGUCUCGAGCUCUCCAAACAUCUUCCGCCCCAAAGACCGGACCACGGACAUAGAAGCCAUUUUCCGCGUCAUUCAGGACGCCAAGCGCUUCGUCUCGAUCUCCAUGACUGAUUACCUGCCUCUCCUGAGCACCAGUCCACACAAUAAGUACUGGUCACGUAUCGACGGCAUGCUACGCGAGGCUCUGAUCCUGAAGCACGUCAGAGUGCGUCUGCUGAUAAGCUGCCGAGAGCAAACGCACCCACUCACCUUCAACUUCCUGUGGUCCUUACAAAGCUUGUGCGUACAGACGGCCAACUGCUCCGUGGAGGCGAGGGUCUUCAGUCCUCGAGUCAGAGAUGACGGUUCUCCUCAAGGCAUCCAGCAUCACAGAUACGUGGUGACCGAUAACUCCGUGUAUAUAGGGAACCUGGACUGGGUUGGGAAUGAGUUUGUGUUUAACGCAGGAGCGGGGCUCGUGGUCAGCGAGCCGGGGAGAAGCUCCACGCUGGCUGAGCGGCUGAAAUCCGUGUUCGAUAGAGACUGGCGCUCGCCGUACGCUAAACCUCUGCAGCCCAACAAGAUUCCCUCCUGCAGCUGGAGCGCCGGUGCGUUUAAAGGUCACGCAGGUCACACGGAGGACACGGGGAGUCCCAACGCCUCUCUGUAAGAGCCUCAUGAAGCACUGACGGACCGGACGGACUUGUCUCGUUGUUAUUCGUGCCAUCUCUGCACUUUGUAAACUGUUUAUUAUUUCUCUCUUAGCCAUUUUUAAAGAAGUUUAAAAGCUACGGUGUUUGUUUAUUUAUUUAUUUAUUUAUUUAUUUAUUUAUUUAUUUAUUUAGGAACAGACCUCAGUGCUAAUAAUCGAGCUUGAAACCUGCCUCAUUACCCUUUCUAUCUUAUUUUAUCUACUUUUAAUUUAGUCUCUUACUGCAAACGAGAAGCAAGAGUACAGUUUACUCCCUUUAUUUCUCCGACUGUACGAGCGCCACGAUGAGAAACAUUUUAAAACAUUUAUAGAAAUAUUUCUGUAGGUACGAUAACGACGAGAGGAAGAGCAGUUAACGGAAUAUUUACUGUAUCGAAUAAAUAUAGCUAUGUGCCAGUACUACACAUUUUUACUGAAUAAUCAUCUGUGUAUCUCGUUUGUUUGUUUGUUUGUUUGUUUAUAUUUAUUUAUUUAUUUGUGUAUUUAUUUAUUAGUUUAUUCAUCUAUCCAUUUCUUUUUCUUUCUUUCUUCAUUUAUUUACUUACUAUCUAUAUAUUUUUCUACUCCUUUAUUGACUUUUUAUUUUUGUUUGUUUGUUUAUUCACGUACUCGUGUAUUUGUUUGUUUACUCAUUUCGUUUGUUUGUUUAAUCCUGCUAUCGCGGGUCACCAGCUCAAUUUGCGUAAUCAUGUACUUUCUUUUUCUCGUUUUCUUCCGUUGCUUAUUUGAUUUAUUUACUGUUUCAGUGGUUAUUUAUUUGUUUGUUUGUUUGUUUGACUGGUUGGUUUCGCUUGUGUCCUUACUCAUCCACUUGUUUAAUAAAUGAAACCUUUAGCAGCUCAUCAACAAACUAUUUACUUUUGUUUGUUUGUUUAUUUGUUUACUUGUUUAUGUUUUGUAUUUGUUUAUCGAUCCAUUCAUUCAUUCAUUUUAUUUCGGAUAUUGCCGGUCACCAGCUUAAUUCGUUUAUCUACUUACUCAUUCAUGUAUUUAGUCUCUUAUUUAUUCGUUUGUUUGUCUGCUUAACUUAUUGAUGUAUGUAAUUAUCUGUUUGUUUCUUUGUUUAGCUUUGAUAUUGGAGGUCACCCACUUCAUUUGCAUAACCACGCCCCUUUUUGCUGAGUUUUCCCCCCACAUCACUGUACUGUAUCUCACUCGUACGCUGUAUUUUCUAGCCAGCUGGGAUUUUUUUUAACACGGAGGUGGUCAAAUCCAUCAGAUCCGUAUUUAUCCAUGCGAUUGUCUUUUUCUUCUUCUUCUUCUUCUUCCUUCUCUUUCUACGAUGCACAUUUCUACAUUAGAAUCACAUUAAGGACAGAGACUGUAUAUUUUUCUAUCAAACAACUUCCUUGAAUUCUUCAUCGCAACUUCUUUUUCAUUACACCUUUUUUUUUUUUUUUUCUAAAGGGGAAUUUUAUAAUUUUUUUUUUAUACACUGACGCUAGGUUCUUCGUUAUUUAAAAGUGUGUCUAGAGCACAGACCAAAGCCUCGAGGCGAGUAUCGUGAUCAUCUUCAUUAUCUUCUUCCUGAAUGUAUCUUAAAGCAUGAAGCGAAAACUGCUGCUGCGGUGUGUACAGUGUAUGGGGUGCCAAAACUUUCUGCUCACGCUGCUGUUUAGUAUCGAUCUUCCGGUUAACCUCGGGUGCUUCUCAGGUUUUGAUUUGAACAUUUUUACUUUUAUUCAGCGUUAAAUUGUACAGAAGUGAAACAUCAGCACAAAGCCCAUCAGAGUGUUCGAAACCUCUCUGGGGUCCCAGCAACAACUCCGUGGAACUGCGGGCUGCCAUGGCAACGGCAUAGCAAUGUGACAAGAACGGUGUUUUUAAAAGUGUUUUAAUUUUGUAACAUUUUCAAAAGAUUCUAAACUUCCGAAUUCCGAAAUCGUUCAAACUUUUGGAAUUUUUUUAAAAACGUGUUCAUGUUUUAAAAGGUUUUCAUUUUGUAACAUUGUACCCGGUUCUCGCUUGCAAAAAUCCAUACGACUUUGCCAUGUAGAAUCGUUUAAAGUUCUACACUUUUCGGUUCUAAAAUCCGUACCGCUUUAAGAACUUUGGAAUCUUUUGAAACGUUGAAAUUUUAUAACCAUUGUGAGAACGUCUAAAGUUCUAAAUUUAAAAAAAAAAAAAAAAAAAAAAACCCAAUCCUUAAAGCUUUAGUAUUGAAAAUUUUAUCUGAAGUUUUAAAUUCUAAAAUUCUAAAACUUUGGAACUUAAGAAUCUUUUCAAAUUUUUUUUGUUUGUUUUUUUUUGUAACAUUUUAAAGAUUAGAAAGUACAAAAAUUCGAAAAAAACUUUUUACAGCUGUAGAAUUUGAACUUUAGAAUCUUUUAAACUGUUUUGCUUUUGUAACAUUUUUUUUUUUUUUUUGGUGAUGAACUUCAGCUUAGAAUUUUGUUCACUUUCAUAAAGACGAGAAAUUUGAAAAAAUUGGAGGGGAUUAAAACACUUCGUGAUGCGCUGUUUCGGGAAAACAAUCGCCGACUACCAUUUUUUAUCCGUCAAUAAACGUCAUUAUUCGAUCUGUUGAAAGUUAUAUUCCACUUAUAUACUGUGGAAUGUCCAUGAAACAUUCGCUCCUGUUUUCGCUCACGUUCUGGCGGCUAUAAACAGUCGUUCCCUCACCAGCCUUUCUUGUUUCUCCCUCCUUUGAAGUUAAUAGGACAAACGAAAGCAGAGAGUCGUGUUACCCAGAAACCGCAAAGUUUUCUGACGCCGCUUUACCUCUGACCGUUCCAGAGCGCUGACACUGGAGACUCCUUCCAUUGAUGUCACAUAAACAUCUCCUCACAGAAAACGGAACCGCGUUAACGAUUACGAUGACGUUAUGAGGAAGUCCCUGUGAACGAGCUGUUACUAUAGAAACGACAGUGAACAUAAACCCGAAGUACUUUCACCUUUCGCGAAAGAACGCGAAAGUUUUGCGAGUGAACGCAAAAACAUCGAAAUAUGACGUUUCCUCCCAUCUCAUAUUUUUCCAUCGGCAUGUCCCCUUAGGGGCUCCGUAAUUUGUGUCUUUGAUGGUCAGGAGAAAAAAACGCAUCUUUUUGUGUUGUAUAUAAUACAUUCUCCUACAACCCCUUUAAUUAUCGCAAGACGAACAACAAUGCUGCCGCUCAGUGAUCCGACUUAUUUGCUUUUUGUUUGUUUGUUUGUUUGUUUGUUUUUUUGGCAUGAGAGCUUUUCUGCAUGCUCCGCUUUCUAAGCCGUACAGUCUCAUGGACCGUGUCAAGCGAAAUCCAGGGCUGUCAACGGUCACGUAUCUGAGACUCUUGUGUUCUGUACUGUUAAAAUGAAUCGUCUGAGGAAACGGAUCUCUACACGCUGGCAGAAAGAAAAAGAAAAAAAGAACAUUAUAUAUAUAUAUGUGUGUGUGUGUGUGUGUAUAUAUAUAUAAUGUAUAUUUACGAUCACUUUGGUAAUGCUGACUUUUAUUAUUGAAUAACCUGCAUUUGUAUUCCUAAUAAAGAGUAAAACUUCUACGCCGAACACACAGGUGUUAGACGUUUUCUUUUUUCUGCUGAUUACAAUUUUCAUUAUUGAAAAAAAAAAAUAUAUAUAUAUACAUAUAAAGAGGUUUCUCUCAUGAGCUCAGGGAAUCUCGGAGUAACCUUGUUGGAGAAGAAAGUGGCGAUGUCUUCUGCAAU
Messenger RNA from Ictalurus punctatus (channel catfish), 6474 nucleotides. Its product is annotated as inactive phospholipase D5. The coding region runs from base 1388 to 2788 and encodes 466 amino acids. Gene Ontology annotation, molecular function: catalytic activity. The transcript is spliced from 10 exons. The record is from RefSeq and is a predicted model, not a curated record. NCBI's taxonomy places the organism in Eukaryota, Metazoa, Chordata, Actinopteri, Siluriformes, Ictaluridae.